AUUUAAAUCCAAGAUAUGAGAAAUAAGCCAUAAGCUCAAGUACCAGUAACUUAAAAGUAAUAACCUUAAAAAUAAGGAAAUGUGAGAAAGCCAUAAGAAAGGUAAUUAAUGAUGUUAGAAAUGUGAAGACCAGGAUUAACAGAUGAUGAGAUUGAUGAAAUAAGGGAAGCUUUUAAUUUAUUUGAUACAGAAGGGACAGGAAGAGUAGAUCCUAGAGAAUUAAAAGCAGCUAUGUAAAGUUUAGGAUUUGAUUAAAAAAACCCAACAAUAUUCAAUAUGAUUGCUGAGCUAGAAAGCGAAGGGUAUUUAAUGAAAGUAAGAAAUAGUACUGAUAUUGAUUUUGAUUAAUUUUUGGAUGCCAUUACAUCAAAAUUGGGAAAUAGAGAAAAUAGAGAUGGUAUAAAUAAAAUAUUUGAUUUAUUUGAUGAUGAUGGUAGCAAUUCCAUUAAUUUGAAUAACUUGAAAAGAGUAAUGUUAAUAAAUUGAAGUUGUUAUAGGUGGCUAAAGAAUUAGGUGAAACAAUGACACCAGAAGAGUUAGCAGAAAUGUUAGAGAGAGCAGCAUCAAAUGGAAGAGAAAUUACAAGAGAAGAUUUCUAUAAUAUAAUGGUUAAGAGAACAUUUUGAUAACCAUCAGAUAUAUAUAUAUUAAAUUAAUAAUU
This is a messenger RNA of Paramecium sonneborni, 661 nucleotides long. The record is from the annotation of a GenBank genome assembly. Lineage: Eukaryota; Ciliophora; Oligohymenophorea; Peniculida; Parameciidae.